AUGUCACCCAUGAUCACGGUCGCGAUCACUGCCGUUGGCCUGUAUUUGUUGAAAUGGCUUUUCCAGGCAUCCUUCAAACAGAAAGCGACAUUGGGAAAGCUUCCUCCAGGUCCUCCUCGGAAGCCCUUUGUGGGAAACUUGAACGACUUACCAUCCCAUGAAGUGAAGCCAUGGGAACACUGGCUCAAGCACAAGGACCUCUAUGGCCCCAUCAGCUCGUUGACAGUAAGCGGUCAAAACAUUGUGAUCGUCAAUGACAUGCAUCUCGCCAUUGAACUCCUCGAAAGACGCUCCCUGACCUACUCCUCCCGACCGCACAUGAACUUUGCCAGCUUAGCGGGUUGGGAUAAGAUGCUUGGCUGUGUCGAAUAUUCCCCGCGAUUCAAAGCGAUCCGGAGGGCCAUCCAUCGCCAAGUCGGGUCUAAUGUGUCCGUUGCGGGUUUUCGCUCAGUGCAGGAAGUCGAGGUUCGGCGCUUAUUGUAUCGACUGCUCGAAGAUCCGGCGAACUUGACGAAACAUAUACGCAAGGAAGCCGGUGGGAUCGUGCUGAAGAUCGCAUAUGGUUACAAUGUCGACCCACAUCAACCUGAUCCUCUCGUGGAUUUGGCGGACAAAGCCAUGGAUGAUUUUUCAUUUGCUUUCCUUUCUGGCACUUGGGCCGUCGACUUCCUUCCCUUCCUCAAACACGUCCCCGCCUGGUUCCCCGGCGCACAGUUCGCACGAGUGGCAAAAGCGUUCCGAGCGCGCGCGCACGCAUUCAGCACCGUCCCGUAUGACUUCACAAGGAGUAGAAUGGCGAAAGGCGAUUACACGCCCUCCUUCCUCUCCAACUUACUGGAAGAGGGUGUACCGAAGCCCGGGUCGGAAGAAGAGAUCGUUGUUAAAUGGGCCAGCAGCGUGCUUUAUGGCGGGGGUGCUGACACUACGGUGUCAACUAUGAGAGGCUGGUUUCUUGCCAUGGCCAUGUUCCCCGAGGUCCAGCGCCAAGCGCAAGCGGAGAUCGAUCGCGUUGUCGGGCCCGGCCGUCUGCCUACCUUUGAGGAUCGCGAGAACCUGCCCUACAUCAACGCGAUGAUCAAGGAAAUCAUCCGCUGGCACCCAAUUCUCCCAAUGGGCGCUGCCCACACGUCGAUCCGCGAUGAUGUUUGGGGGGAAUACGUGAUCCCCAAGGGAACUAUGGUCAUGCCGAACACCUGGGCUUUCACCCACGACCCGGUCACCUACCCCGAUCCUGAGGCAUUCAAGCCCGAACGAUUCCUGCACUCGGAAGGCCAUGUCCCCGAGCAGGACCCUUACUAUCUGACUUUCGGACACGGACGACGCGUAUGUCCGGGUCGCACGCUGGCGGACGCGAACCUUUUCCUCAGUAUUGCCCAAGUCGUAGCUUCCUUCAACAUCACCAAGCCCAUCCGCGAUGGUAAAGAAGUGGAUCUGUCCCUGGAACUUACCAACGGUAUCAUUGUUCAUCCGAAGCCGUUCGAGGUCGACAUUAAGCCCCGGAGUGCUGCUUAUGCGAAAAUAAUUCAAGAGGGGGACCUUCAGUGGGAGGAUAGUAACGCCGACGAACUCUCCGGGCUUCAGUAG
Messenger RNA from Aspergillus campestris IBT 28561, 1584 nucleotides. Its product is annotated as cytochrome P450. NCBI's taxonomy places the organism in Eukaryota, Fungi, Ascomycota, Eurotiomycetes, Eurotiales, Aspergillaceae. The transcript has 7 exons. The record is from RefSeq and is a predicted model, not a curated record. Gene Ontology annotation, molecular function: heme binding; oxidoreductase activity, acting on paired donors, with incorporation or reduction of molecular oxygen; iron ion binding. The coding region runs from base 1 to 1584 and encodes 527 amino acids.